AAAAUAUUUUCAUUUCUUUCAAUUUAAACACAUGACGUUUCUAUCCGGUAAGCGAAAGGUAGCAACAUGGUAUAUAAAAAUACCGGGUUUCUACAGGUGGAUACUUUCUAUCUCUUACAGGCUACCUGUCGAUCCGGACCUAUAUAGCAGUGCCCAUAGUAGCGUUGUGGAGUGUUUUCGACCCGGAAUCCCCUUAGACUCGGAGGCUUGGCUCCGCCAAGAAGUCUCAAGAACGAUAUAUUCAACUUGAUUCCUCAAAGUUUUAGAUGAUUCAUUCUCACUUACAUGAAAAUAAUUUAAAACCUCCAAGUUAUGUCGUUCCAGAAGAAUAUGCGCCAAUGUCUGCUUCUUUUUCAAUUCGUGGCUACUUUUGCUAAUAUUGUUCAGCCCCGUCUUGAGUCGCAGAUAUGCGCAGUACCCAGCCCACCAUUCAUAUUUGACACUCAGAUAUGUGCAUCUUCUGAGGCCUUUCCCACCGAAAAUGACAACCCGCUAGGCGAACUACCAUCGCCACUAAAGGCCUGGAAAUCAGGUGGCCUUUGCCGCGGCGCUAGAGGUGAUAGGUUCUGCGUCUUCACCAACGAAAUGUUCAACUGGGGUGAAGGUGUCUCAGUGAUCACUACCUCAAAGAGUAUUGCGACCAUUUCAACACGACCAGCUUUCCUCACGGACGAGCCCCAGGGAAUUGAUUCAAAAUCAAAGCUAGUCGUCCCCUACCGUGAAGUGGAAAUACCGGGUAAAGAUAUCGGACUAGUAGCAACAAGAGCGAUACGAGCCGGGGAGCUCAUAAUGGCACGAACACCUGCUAUAAUGGUAAACGAAAAGGCAAUCAAUACUCUAGGAAAGAAAGUUGUAUCGGAACUCCUUGUUCGCGCUGUUCAGAAUCUCCCUUCUCACCACAGGGAAAGUCUACUUAAGUUGUCGACGCAUAGCAGUACAAGUGACUUUGGUGAUAAAAUUUAUAAAAUUCUCCAAACAAAUUCAUUCCGAACGGGCUACCACGAUGGGAUCAACCCGUUUUAUUCUCUGUUCACUGAAGUAUCGCGACUCAACCAUGACUGUCGGCCCACGUGCGCCUACUAUUUCGACCAUAGAGAUUUUCAUCAUAAAGUAUUAGCUGUGCGAGAUGUUAUGGAGGGUGAGGAGCUCACAAUAGCUUAUUAUGACCCCCUUCAAUCGCACUCGACGAGACAAGAGAAAUUACAAAAAGAAUGGGGUUUCCAAUGUUCAUGUCAGAGGUGCAAUGCUAAUGCGACAGCGAUAGCUGAAUCGGAUCGUAGGGUUUCUCAAAUACAUGCUCUAUGGAAAGAGUUGGAUGACCACUCGGCAUCAUCAAAAGGAUCUUCGAAAAAGGCGGAACUUUUAGUAUCGCUGUACGAACAAGAGGGGAUCUUAGGCCGGUUAAACGAAGCAUAUUAUCGAGCGGCAAUGGAAUAUAUUGGGAUUGGUGACGCUGAAACGGCAACAAAAUAUGCUGCUCUGUGCAUCGAAAACGGCCUACUGUUUGUAGGACCUGAUCGUCCUUUUAUCAAGAACAUGCAGGAACUCAUAGCGAAUCCAACAGGACAUCCUAAAUGGAAGUUCCGCUUGAGGGCCAAUUAAAUACCCAAUUGCCACUUAAAUCUCGCUGUCAUUUUUGCUUUAUCAAUAUUCAACACCAAUGGAGAACGAAUAUAGAGAGUUAUAGGUCAGACAUCCAAAUGUUAUAAUAGAAUAUUGGUUUGGCUAAACCAAAACAUUGCAUAGGAGGUAGUGAUUACUUAUUAAAUGGCUUCUAUUUGCAUAAGGCGGUAGACGUGAAGUCGUCGUCCGGUAGUAGCUGUCGGUAAUACCGGCUAUAAGCCAUGAAGAAAAG
This is a messenger RNA of Daldinia decipiens, 1855 nucleotides long. RefSeq names its product SET domain-containing protein. The transcript has 3 exons. Gene Ontology annotation, molecular function: protein binding. Bases 313 to 1602 code for a protein of 429 amino acids. NCBI's taxonomy places the organism in Eukaryota, Fungi, Ascomycota, Sordariomycetes, Xylariales, Hypoxylaceae. The record is from RefSeq and is a predicted model, not a curated record.